AUGCUCUUUUCAAUUCCGCUGCUCCUGCUGCCAAUCCUGGCGGCAAAUGCACACAACGGUGUCGAGCUCACCGGCUCACCCGAGGUGGUGAUCAAAGAGGCGACCGCCUAUCCCUUCAUUGUGGCAAUCACCCAGAAGAAUGAGAGCCAGCCAUGGCAGCAAGACUAUAAGUGCGAUGGGUCGAUCGUCGACAAGGAUUGGGUGGUGGUGCCGGUGACUUGUGUGCCAGAUAGCGUCGACAUCAGCACUUUGGUGGUCACUGCCGGAACCUCCGAAAUUCGCACCACUUCUGAACUUAAGCAAGUCCGAGCAGUCGUCAAGAAGCGCACCCAUGUUGUGGCGUUCGCCUUGCUACGGCUGAAAGAACCGAUCGAUUUUGGGUAUAGUGCCCGGCCAGUGGUUGUGCCGAAAAACUCGGAAAAGCUGAAGAACCCUUCUACCCGGAUGAAGUUGCUCGGACGUAGCCAAGGUGGUGGAAACGAGCUACUCUACAUGACAGAGUUCACCCAGCAGGCAGCUCUCGAUUCCUGCGACAAGGCAGCUUAUGGGCACAUUUAUUAUCAACCUUGCGGCGUGCCCGCAAACUUCUCCGGCCGUACUUGUCCGGGCGGCGGCCCUCUAAUGUUUCCAUUGCUCGAUGGGCGCAACCAGAUUGUAUGGGUCCAGAUUGGGAUGAUCGGCAGCAGGGUACAGUGUGACGUCGCCAAGGGAGCGUCACUGCUAAACCUCACUGAUGCCUGCGAUUGGAUGGAGCAGAUCGUCGAACAUCCUGUGUGCCGUGACGUCAUGCUGGUGUCAAACUACGGCGUAAAUGCCGAAAUUCCGGCCGAGCAGCUCGUCAACGACAUCAAGGACUACCCCUAUAUGGUGGCAAUUAUGGAGAAGAAGGAGGGAGAACCAUGGCCACAAAUCCACAACUGUAGUGGCACGAUCAUCGACAAGAAUUGGGUGUUGACUUCACUUGAAUGCGUCGCAGAAGUUGACCUCACCAAGUUGGUGGUCAUCGCCGGCGUUGCUGAGCUGAGAACAGCUUCACUUCUCAAGCAAACGCGUGAGGUGACCGAGAAGCGCAGCCCUCCCAAGAUCCCGAGUAUUGGCGGAUGGCUCACGAGAACUCCCGAGAUCGCGCUGCUUCGGCUGAACGAGCCACUCAGCUUCGGGGACAGCGUGCAGCCAGUGUUCCUCGCCAUGGACGCACACAAAUUCGCGCAGGACAAAAAGCGCCUGACUGCGCUGGGCUGGGGUCAGCCUGGGAGCGAUCCAAAGGAGCGCCUGCGAGCCAUUUUCGUGAAUGGGGAAUCGGGAUGCGAAAGCCUUACUGAAUUGUCGCCCGGUUACUUCUGCGCCGUGCCGACCAGUUUCCCCGGGAUAUGUCAGGGCGAUGUCGGAGGCCCGUUGAUGCACCCCGAACCCAUGCAGAUAAAAGUCCUCGCCGGUUUCACCGAAAUCAAGACGAAAUCAUCAGUUCGACAAGAAGUCAACGUCGACCACUUUGUCUUCCAUAAACAAUAUAGCCACGUUUCGAUCAGCCCGGAGCAGCCGUUUCGCAAGGCCGAUAUUGCGCUCUUGAGGUUAACAACACCACUAAAACUGAUCCGAGACUCUGCCCGCCCUAACGAGCUGAAGUCGACGUACAUCACCAUGUACUCACCGCAGGGAUGCUUGGCAUGGAUCGUGCCGCGCUCGGUUGGCGAACUGAUCGUCUGCGGGGAAGCACGGGGGACUGGGCCAUGUUUGGGCGAUUCCGGGGGCCCGCUUGUCGUGCCCUGGACCACCAAGCGGGGCGAGAAAUUGUGGAUUCAAAACGGAAUCAUCAGCAGCGGUGAUAGUGACUGUAAAUAUGUGGAGAAUAGAGGUGUUUUCAUCAGUACCAGCUAUUACUGUAGCUGGAUCGAGACGGCUUCAAAAAGUACUGUAUGCCGGGACUUGGAUCGCCUA
This is a messenger RNA of Mesorhabditis spiculigera, 1938 nucleotides long. NCBI's taxonomy places the organism in Eukaryota, Metazoa, Nematoda, Chromadorea, Rhabditida, Rhabditidae. The record is from the annotation of a GenBank genome assembly.